AUGGCUUCAUGGCCAGCACAGGCGAAUGGGAUCCCCAAGAUCGUGACCUCCAAACCUCCUGCGGUUGACUCCGAGUCUCAGCCAUCAGCCGCAUCCUCUGAUGUCAACUUAGUACCUGCAACGGCUAUUGAACAUGUCCAGACUACAUACCUCAACGAGGAUGAGUGGAGGGGACCUUUGACAUUGGAGCAAUAUCUCGAGCGGGAGGGCGUUCUUCAGUCUUUGGACUUGUCAAGAGAUGGCCGCAUUACCGGCUGGAUCCUCACCUCCGAGACUCUUCCCCAGAAUCAAGACAUGUCAAGACCUAUACUUUCCUCCUGCGAGACGUACCUUGUCCAUGGUUACGUGGCCAGGGACGGCCAUGUAAAGAAAGUGCAAGCACAUGGCAUAGCCUCCGUUCACACACGACCCGAGCAUCGUGGCAAAGGCUAUGCUGGCAGGAUGAUGGCAGACUUGGGACACAGACUCGAAACCUGGCAAAGACCCCAUGGCACGAACAAUCCAUUUUCUGUGCUGUGGAGCGACAUUGGCACACAAUUCUACGCAAAACAUGGCUGGAAAGUCUUUCCCAGUAACCACAUCCAUCUGACUCCAUUGGAACGGGCUGGUUAUGAAGCCGCAAGAAGGUCGCUGCCAGCCGUUAAUGACCUCUGUGUGGCAGACUUGCGGGAUAUACCGACGAUAGACUAUAUCGAGCAGCGGUUGCAGCGGUUGUCCGAUUCAGAGCCCGGCAUCACCCACGUUGCCAUCCGUCCUGAUCUGGAGCAUUUCCAAUGGCAUUUUGGUCGGGAAGAUUACAUCCACCAGGCACUUGGGAAAGCCCAGCCUCAAAUCAAAGGCGCCAUAAAUCGAGACACUGGCAUAGCCUUGAUAUGGCACCGAGUGUAUGCUGCAAACCCGAAAGAUUGGCGCCUUAACAUCCUCCACGCCGUCGUGCCUCCCUCCGUGGAGACUUCAAAGGAUGCCCAAGCCGUAUUGGCAGCACUCCUGUUAAGAGCGCAGCUUGAAGCACAUGCCUGGGAGCUGGCGGGUGGUGUCGAGGUCUGGGAUCCUUCUGACCUGGUGAUUGCGGCCGCCCAGGCCUUGAGAAAGGAAGAGCAAGGGAAAGUCGAAGUCAUUACACGAGACAAGAACAAUAUCCCCAGUCUCCGCUGGGCUGCUGGUGGAGACGAAGAACUUCGUUGGGUGGCUAAUGAGCAAUACGCCUGGUGUUGA
This is a messenger RNA of Capronia coronata CBS 617.96, 1215 nucleotides long. RefSeq lists its product as uncharacterized. Bases 1 to 1215 code for a protein of 404 amino acids. The record is from RefSeq and is a predicted model, not a curated record. NCBI's taxonomy places the organism in Eukaryota, Fungi, Ascomycota, Eurotiomycetes, Chaetothyriales, Herpotrichiellaceae. The transcript has a single exon. Gene Ontology annotation, molecular function: acyltransferase activity, transferring groups other than amino-acyl groups.